AUGGUGGGUUUAAUGAAGAAAAUAACAUUCAAGGUGACUUGCAGUUUGCUUUUUGGACUUCCAGAAGGGCAGGAGAAAGAUGCAUUGCUUGAAGAUUUUGCCAUUGCAACCAAGGGUCUGUGGGCAAUUCCAUUGAACAUUCCAGGGACCAUCUUUUACAAAGCCAUGCAGGCACGUGGCAGGAUAUCAAAGAUCUUCAUAAAUCUCAUGCAAAAUCGACGAGUAGAGGAAGACAAAAAUAACCCCCAGAAGAAUGACAUCAUCUCAGUCUUCCUCCAUCUGAGAGAUGAAGCUGGCGAGCCCCUGCAAGUGGAGGAGAUUCUUGAUAAUCUCAUCACUCUCAUAGUUGCUAGCCAUGACACCACCGCAAUUCUCCUCGGCCUCAUUUUAAGACAUCUUUCUACGGACGCCAAGACUUUUGGUGAGGUGCUUGAAGAGCAAAAGGAAGUAGUAAAGGCUGUGGAAGCAAGUGGUGAUGAGGGAAGGCUUACAUGGAGUGAAAUCCAAAUGAUGAAGCAUACAUGGAGAGUGGCCCAAGAGCUUAUGAGAUUGACUCCUCCAGUUUUUGGCAACUUCAAAUGUGCUUCUAGAGACACUACUUUUGACGGCUUUCACAUCCCCAAGGGAUGGAAGGUUUUCUGGGUGUCUUCUGCUACACACAUGGACCACAACUUAUUUGAAGAUCCAAACAAGUUUGAUCCAUCGCGGUUUGAGAGCUCAAAUAAAUCAUCAUAUCCCCCAUACACAUACAUUCCAUUUGGAGCAGGCCCUAGAAUAUGCCCCGGCUUAGAAUUUGCCAGAGUUGAAGUGCUGCUCAUCAUUCACCGUUUCAUUACAAAUUAUACUUGGACACCAAUCAUCAAGAACGAGCCCAUAAGACGUGAACCCAUGCCAUAUCCAGCAAUGGGCCUUCCAGUUAAGCUUCAUAACUAUCUGUAA
This is a messenger RNA of Prunus mume (Japanese apricot), 939 nucleotides long. RefSeq names its product taxane 13-alpha-hydroxylase-like. Lineage: Eukaryota; Viridiplantae; Streptophyta; Magnoliopsida; Rosales; Rosaceae. The record is from RefSeq and is a predicted model, not a curated record. Gene Ontology annotation, biological process: sterol metabolic process. Gene Ontology annotation, molecular function: monooxygenase activity; iron ion binding; heme binding.